AUGGAAUCAAGCGAGGACGACGUAAUUUCUCUUUAUCCACUCGAUUUCUCUUCCGAUGAAGAGAGGUUUGCCUUCAUUGACGUAAAAGAGACAGAUGAGGAGACGUUGAUUGGCAAAGGCCCAUUCGAAGAUGAUCACAUGCAUGUAGUCCCUGUAAACACGGCGCGUCAGAAAGAAACAACAAAGUGUGAUCAUGAUAGGAAGAAAGCGGUUUCUGGCGUGUUUCUGGCAACGUUAAGCGAUGAGGAACUUGAAAAAAUGUCAAUUCAAGACUUCAACAAACAUCUUCGCCUGUUACCUGCCGAUUUCAUAACGAAAUUUAGAAAGAAAAGACGAGUUUUGAAAAAUCGUAAGUAUUCGAAAACGUUUCGCCAGAGGGGCUCCGAGAAGAAAAACAAUAUCGACGCUGAAAAUAGAGCUCUUGAAUUUGCGAUAUUUCAAGCGAAGGAAGAGCUUAGGAAAGUCGUCAAAGAGAGAGAUGAAUUUAAGCAGAAGUAUACUGCCUUGAAGCGAACUGUUUCCGUGUUACGUUAG
Molecule: messenger RNA, 534 nt
Organism: Porites evermanni
Lineage: Eukaryota; Metazoa; Cnidaria; Anthozoa; Scleractinia; Poritidae
Source: the annotation of a GenBank genome assembly